This is a messenger RNA of Pseudomyrmex gracilis, 1327 nucleotides long. RefSeq names its product D-arabinitol dehydrogenase 1-like. The transcript is spliced from 5 exons. The coding region runs from base 151 to 1170 and encodes 339 amino acids. The record is from RefSeq and is a predicted model, not a curated record. Gene Ontology annotation, molecular function: zinc ion binding; oxidoreductase activity. Lineage: Eukaryota; Metazoa; Arthropoda; Insecta; Hymenoptera; Formicidae.
UAUAUAUUAUACGUCUAUGCUCUUGCCACACUUAUUGAUAACGGAGGCUUGUUGAUAACGUUUUAAACAUCGUAUAAAUAUCAGGCGUUACGGCGUUUGAAUUUUUAGUGCUUCUUCAAAUUGUGGUAUGCGAAUACGCGAGGCGUCGCGAUGGAAUAUUUGAGCUUCGACGCUUCGAGCAAGUCGCUCGCUUUGAAGAAGCGAGCGACUCUUCCCAAGCCAGCGGCGAACGAGGUUCGAGUCAAAAUCGCGUAUUCCGGAAUUUGUGGAACGGAUCUUCAUAUUUUGGAAGGAGCCUUUCCCUGCAAGGAGAACGGACCUCUGACUCUUGGCCACGAAUUCGUAGGUACGAUCGACGAGCUCGGGUCGGAGGUGACCAUUUUCAAAGUCGGUCAACGCGUCGCCGUCGAUCCCAAUAGCGGAUGCAACAAGUGCGAUCAUUGCCACAAUGCGAAUUAUCACUUCUGCAAGCUCGGCGGCUUAAACGAUACUUUGGGAAUUUUCCGGGACGGGGGAUGGGCCACGCACGCGCUCGUUCCAGAAACGCAGGUAUUCUUGAUUCCGGAUGAGAUUGAGAUGCGCGAAGCUGUACUGAGCGAACCGUUGUCGUGUCUGGUCCACGGCUGGGACAAGCUCAAUCCUGUAAAUAUAGGAAGCAAGGUUCUCGUAAUCGGCGCCGGUAUCAUAGGUUUGUUGUGGGCCUGUGUGCUCCAUUUGCACGGACUCAGAAGAACCGUCACCGUCAGCGAACCGAACGAAAAACGAAGAGAACUCGCUUCCAAGCUUGAUCUGGAUUACCAGGUGAAACAUCCGUCGAAAGUCAAGGAGGAAUUUAAUUUAGCUGUGGAUUGCAGCGGUUCCGCCGCCGCCAUGGAAGCGGCCGUGUCUUUGCUAAGUCAAGGUGGUCGUUUGUGCGUGUUCGGUGUCGCUAGUCCGAAAGCGAAGCUAACGAUCGAACCGUUUCAGAUUUAUAAGAAGGAACUGACCAUUGUGGGCGUGAACAUAAACCCGUACACGUUUCCCAAAGGUCUAGCUCUGCUGCAGUCAAUGUCUGGGAAGUAUCUUGACUACGGCAAAUUGGGAAUCAAGGUGUUUUCGUUGUCCGAAUAUAAAGACGCUCUUGACGCUCUGAAGAAGGGAGACAUAAGCAAAGCUGUUUUCAAAUUAUAAAUAGAGAUUUCUUCACGUGUAUUAAUACACACGGAAAAAAAAUUGACUCUUUUUCUUUUUCAUUACUUUAUUAUAUCUAUGUUGUAUACAGAUAUUUAAUUGGGUAUGUAAAAAUGCUCAGGGGAUUUACAAUAAAAGUUAUAUACUAAACUCCGCA